Molecule: messenger RNA, 4017 nt
Organism: Thalassophryne amazonica
Lineage: Eukaryota; Metazoa; Chordata; Actinopteri; Batrachoidiformes; Batrachoididae
Product: protein sel-1 homolog 3
Exons: 23
Coding region: 37-3072 (1011 amino acids)
Molecular function (GO): protein binding
Source: RefSeq, a predicted model, not a curated record
UCAUUUUUAAUGGAGAUAUUAUGAGAGCAUUGGGCCAUGGAUUUCUACAGAUACAUCUGUCAGUUUUACUUCACUGUCCAGAUUGUCUGGGGUGUGGAUAAUGUGGUACUCCUUAAUCCUCCAAAGGAACCCCAAAUGGAUCAUCUUCUACAAGUACUUUACUCCUGUGACCGACCUGCUGCGGUAUGGCUGGAGUGUGUUGUAUCUUUUGAAACUGGCACCACUUCCACAAUCCUGCUUGGACAGUGGAGCUGUAACCCCGGUGUCCCAAAAAUCAGAACCCUGAAAUUGAUGCUGCCUGAUUGGUUGGUGUAUCAAGCUGAUGAGAUAAUUCCAGAGUCUGAAUGGGUGCUGACCUGUAUCCUUCGGGUGUCUGUGGAACACAUUCGGUUUGAUGGCACAGAAAGCUCUGUCACAGUUCAGGAUACGGCCACUUUGGAGCCAAUACCGCUGUUAAAUCGUCCGGUGAAACAGCAUCAGCUCUGUUUUGCAUGGAGUAUGCAAAUGUUCCACUUAGCUCAUCCAUUUUCAAAGAAACUGUGUCCUGUGGAGAAAGAAACGGUGUAUUUGCUGUCGUCGCUGUAUGCUUCAACUGGAGAAACCUUUGGCAUCAUGAGGACACUGCGCACCUACAACAGUGCAAGUCUAGAGUAUUUACGUCUUAAAGACAUCUCUUUCCCUUGGUGUAUGUUCUCCAUAUGGAUAUUUGUCACCAAACAGUGCCAGGAAAGCUUUUGUGGAGUGUUGCAGCACAUAAACUCCGAUGAGUACACCACACCAACUCUGCUUCUGACAAAGUCAGGCCACCUACAUGUCCAGGUGAGUGGGCAGUUUGGAAGAUCCUCUGCAUUUCUGACAGCAUUCAAAGUACCAUUAAGCGAGUGGUGCCGACUCACUGUGGAGCUACGUGGUAGCAAGGUUGCUGUAGCUAUGGUUUGCAUGGACAAGGACGAGGAAGCUUUUCAUUCUGCAGAACACGAUUUCGACCGUACUGUGGUGCUGGAUGACACAGAGGGCUAUUUUGUGAUAGGAGGAGGGAAAUACGUGAGAGGUGUGGAAGGCUAUUUUGGCCCUGUGGUUUACUACCGCAACAGAAUACCUCCUCACAACAUGAUGCAAGUGGUUGUUCCAGAUGUUAUCAAGAGUGUGAACCUACCUGCAUGGUUCCGCACCUGUCAGGAUAUCCAUUUUGAGCUGACUAUGAAGAUCACUGGCUAUUCUAAGCAGAAAACAGAGUCUGACAGCUGUAAUGAUGCUUUUCAUACUUGGAUGGUAAAUGACACACUGCCAUUAAAGUGUGAAAAGUGGGAGGCAACAGCCCCUCAGAGAAGACGAGCAGCAAGAAUCGCCAAAUUACUGACAUUCAGAAUUGGGGAAAGAAGUGCUAUCCUGCCAGCUGUGGGCAGAGCGUUAUACUCCUUUUCACUUCGUGAGUUGGGAAGAGCGAGCAGCACUGCAGUGAUCAGGAGAAUAUCACCACUACUGCACCAAGCUGGCUGCUUAAAUAAUACUAAGGCCCUGCAUAUGCUGUCUUCCCUCUACAGUGCUGGUCUAGGAGUGAAGAAAGAGCCCAGUAAGGCUUGGCUGCUGGCACUGCUGGCCGCUCAGAAGGAUGAUAGAUUGGCACUCCUGCGCCUUGGUCACAUGCACCACCUGGGUCACCUUGGUGCCUCUGCAGACCCAGACUUGGCUUAUGCAUAUUAUGCUAACAUUGCUCAACAGACAAGUUUAGACCUUCAAAAUCCAACACCUCAGCAGACAUUUGUGGAGUCUGUCUACCUGAACAAUGAUGAGCUGUUGAAGCUCCAAACCAGAGAAGACCAUGACAUCUUCCAGUGGAUGAAACUACAGGCAAAGCGUGGUGUAGUUGAGGCAGAGCAAGCUGUUGGACGCAUGCUGUUCUGGGGUCAGCAGGGAGUGAGUCCAAACAUCCAACAGGCUGUGAGACACUAUGAGAGGGGAGCUGUCCGCUUGGAGGACCCAGUGUCGAUGUACGACUACGGCAUCGUGCUAUUGAAGGGACAGGGUGUGGAACAGGAUAUUCCAAAGGCUCGCACAUUCCUGAAGAAAGCAAUGGACCAGGGGUUUGUCCCUGCCAUCAGUGGCCUUGCUUGGUACUUUGAGCGGUUUGAGCAAGACUACAGGCGUGCGGUGCAGCUGUGGGAGCAGGCUGACCUUCUCGGGAACCCUGAUGCUGCCAUCAAUCUUGGUGUUCUGUACUCACAGGGUCUGUAUCCAGGAAAAGCUCCCGACCAGUUCAUGGCCUAUAAAUACUAUCUGAAGGCUGCAGAGAGGGGGAGCAUCAGCGGAGCCAUCAACCUGGCUCACAUCUGGGCAACUGGGAUUGCUGGUCGUGUGGAGAAGCGUCCUUCAGAUGCUGUAUUGUGGGCAAAGUGGGCAGCAGAGCAAAACGGAUACCUCGGAAAAGCCUUAUGGAACGCGUUGGAUUCUUAUCUCCACAGUGACUUGCUAAACUCACUGUUGUAUUACUUGAUGGUUGCUGAGGCGGGGUAUGCAACAGCCCAAUUCAAUGUUGCUUAUAUAUGUGAUCAAAAUCCGGGAGGAUUUCUGGAUCCUGAUUUUGCUGCAAAUUGUAUACACAUGUAUUACAACCUCACAGUUCAAAGUCAAAAUCCUGAGCCUUAUGCUUUGAUUAGAAUGGGUGACCUGCUUUACGAGGGGCACGGUAACAAGUACAAGGACUUGUUUUCUGCAGCACAGAUGUACAAACUGGCAGCCUUAAGGAAUGAGCCACAGGGAUGGUACAGCUUGGGCCUCCUGGUUGAAGAGGGUUACAGGGUGCCACAAGCACUGCUAAAUGAACUUGGCCUUUCAGAGCUAUACUUCUCUGACAACACUUCACUUCUAAGUGUUUUGUACAAAAAGUGCAGAGAUUCUGGAGUAGUACAUUCCUACCUGCCUUGCAGCCUUGCUCUCUUCAAAGUGCAUUUGCAGUCAUUCCAAAAGGACUACAGCACUGCUAUUAAGAUUGCCGUUGCCAUGGCUGCAGCUCCGACAGUCUUCUUCAUCGUAUUUGGUGUAUUCAAGAGACGUGCCUUCUCUUUUAUCUAGUCUUUUCAGAGUAAAAACAAAACCACUUUGCCAAAAGUGCAAGCUGCAUGGCAAAAUUAGACAUUUUAUGUCAUACAUGAUGUUUACAGAUUAUUUUCAUUGUCAGGUCGCUUAUUAUAAAAUGUGAUGGAGAUUGUAAUGCCAAUUUAUUGAUGUUUAAAUAUAUGAAGAAAAAAAAUCACAUUUAAAACAUUCCUAGAUAUUUUCUGCAAACAUGUUUUUUUAUUUCACUGCAUAAUUAAGAGGUCAAGAGUGUGAAUGUUUUGCUGUUAAACCCUCAGAGUGCUAAGGGUAUUUUCUUGAUUUUACCAUACCUUAAGAAAUUCCCCCUUUAAGGUACUUUCUUUUUGUAUAAUGCCCAUGGGUCGCAUAUCAAAAUAUUCAGAACAAUUUCAGUUUUCUGAAUGUAACAUAUUUUUGUCUCUAACACUGCAUGAAGAUAUGUUGUAUUAGUCGAUAUUUGAGGAAAAGUUGACCAGGAUGCAGAAGAGCAUCAUUAGGUCUCUGAGGGAUGAGACUUGAUGUGUGGUGUACUCUGGAAUCCUCUUUGCUGUAAACAGUGUAUUACUGCAUUUUGCAGCAGCAGGAGAUCUGUGAAAGGAGAAGCCUACUGCAUUUCAUUUGCAAAAAUGGGUCCAGUCUGGGGGCAUACACUGGCACCAGAUACACCACACUGUAAAACUACCUUGGGUGAGUAGAUGGCAGCCACCUGGGCAGACAGCCACUCCAUUCCCAUGUCUCGAACAUAGUGAUGUAAUCAGGUCCAUAAGUUGGUAGAUGGUAACAGUUUUUUUUUUAAAUUUGCCUCUCUACACCUCCACAGUGGAGUUGAAACAUGAAACGUUGCCAUUCUAGUACAGACUUUCCACUUUAAUUCAAGACAUUUAACGAAAAUAUCACAUUAAUGUUGAUGUAUGCAUUGUCUGACUUUUUUUUAAUUAAUAG